Eimeria mitis is the source of this 291-nucleotide messenger RNA. RefSeq lists its product as uncharacterized. Lineage: Eukaryota; Apicomplexa; Conoidasida; Eucoccidiorida; Eimeriidae. The record is from RefSeq and is a predicted model, not a curated record. Bases 1 to 291 code for a protein of 96 amino acids. The transcript is spliced from 3 exons.
AUGGCAGCAGCAGCAGCAGCAGCAGCAGCAGCAGUAGCCAGCAGCAGCAGAGUGGAGCAGCGCGGCCAACGCAUGGCAGCAGCAGCAGCAGCAGCAGCAGCAGCAGCAGCAGUAGCAGCAGCAGCAGCAGCAACUGCAGCAGCAGCAGCAGCACAACCCUUUCUUUUCAUUGGAGCUGUUGCUGCAGUGUAUUUGUGCGAGGAGGGAACUGCAGGAAGGCAAGAAGUGAAGCAGCAGCAGCAACAGCAGCAGCAGCAGCAGCAGCAGCAACAGCAGCAACAGCAACAGUAG